AUGUGGGGCGCCUCAGCCUCCAUACCUCGUCGUCCGCCCUCGGCAUCGGCCUCCGAGGAUCAGCGAGGGGCUCACGAAGGGCAGCCGGACGCGCAGGCAGCUCCUGGUCGUUCAAGGGAUGUCGUCGAACAGAUUUUUUCAGAAGUGGACGUCAACUCCUCCCUCAUGAUGGAGGCGCAGGCCAGGCUGAGGACCUGCCAAGAAAGUUCGCCGAGGACGCCGCCGAAGGUGACCGAUCCUGACCUCGGGACGCUAGAAGCCCUACAGCAGGAGCUCUCCGCGACCUACGCGUCCUACACGAAGGUCGACCUCGCGUCCGGUAUGAUAUCCCAGGACACCUGCCACGUUGACAAGAUAUACUUUCCAAUCAAUAUGGAGCAAGAGGACCCGGCUUCAAAGAGAAGGAAAGUCGCGAAUCGUUUCUGA
This is a messenger RNA of Penaeus monodon (black tiger shrimp), 426 nucleotides long. RefSeq lists its product as uncharacterized. The coding region runs from base 1 to 426 and encodes 141 amino acids. The record is from RefSeq and is a predicted model, not a curated record. NCBI's taxonomy places the organism in Eukaryota, Metazoa, Arthropoda, Malacostraca, Decapoda, Penaeidae. The transcript has 3 exons.